This is a messenger RNA of Phodopus roborovskii (desert hamster), 1512 nucleotides long. RefSeq names its product cation channel sperm associated 4 (gene Catsper4). The record is from RefSeq and is a predicted model, not a curated record. The coding region runs from base 1 to 1446 and encodes 481 amino acids. Gene Ontology annotation, molecular function: voltage-gated calcium channel activity; calcium-activated cation channel activity. The transcript is spliced from 11 exons. Gene Ontology annotation, cellular component: acrosomal vesicle; membrane; sperm principal piece. NCBI's taxonomy places the organism in Eukaryota, Metazoa, Chordata, Mammalia, Rodentia, Cricetidae. Gene Ontology annotation, biological process: transmembrane transport; sperm capacitation; flagellated sperm motility.
AUGCAGAAGGCUUUGGCUAACAGUCGCCUCUGUGAUCUCACCACAAGGGGGGACAAAGACUGGCUGCAGCAAAGCUUCUUUGAAAGAGAAGGGGACAGAGCCAAGAUGUCUGAAAACCAAAACUGGGGGCAGCAGCGGCCAGAAACCGGCACUGCCCAACAGUCAAACAUGAAGAGAAACACCUAUGAAGUCAUGGGCCACGAGGAGCAAGUGCUCAUCAACCGCAGGGACAUUACAGAUAAGAAGGAUGCUUGGGACAUGCAGGAGUUCAUCACCACCAUGUACAUCAAGCAGUUGCUUCGACAUCCGGCCUUCCAGCUGCUGUUGGCCUUGCUGCUGGUGACCAACUCCAUUACCAUUGCUAUUCGGACCAACUCUUUCCUCGGUCAGAAACACUAUGAGUUGUUCUCCAUCAUAGAUGACAUUGUGCUGACCAUCCUUAUCUGUGAGGUUCUCCUCGGCUGGCUCAAUGGCUUCUGGGUUUUUUGGAAGGAUGGCUGGAAUAUCCUUAACUUCUUAAUUGUCAUUAUCUUGUUCAUGGGGUUCUUCAUAAAACAACUUGCUAUUCCUGCUGUCACCUACCCCCUCAGGGCACUUCGGCUGGUACAUGUGUGCAUGGCAGUGGAACCCCUAGCCAAGAUCAUCAGGGUCAUCCUGCAGUCAGUGCCGGACCUGGCUAACGUCGUGGCCCUCAUCCUCUUCUUCAUGCUGGUGUUCUCUGUGUUUGGGGUCACACUCUUUGGUGCAUUCGUGCCCAAGCAUUUCCAAAACAUGGGGGUCGCCCUGUAUACCCUCUUCAUCUGCAUCACCCAGGAUGGAUGGCUGGACAUCUAUAGCGACUUCCAGAUGGAGGAUAGAGAGAUUGCCAUGGAAGUUGGAGGCGCCAUCUACUUUGCCAUCUUCAUCACCAUCGGUGCUUUCAUCGGUCUCAACUUGUUUGUCGUUGUCGUGACCACAAAUCUGGAACAAAUGAUGAAGAUAGGAGAGCAGGGUCAACAUCGACAGAUAACUUUUAGUGAGGUGCAUGGGAUGGAUGACUUUGUUGAUGACCUGCCCCUGGUGCAUUGUACAGAAGCCCGAAAGGAGAUAUCUGGUCACCCUCAGGAGCCUCUGGUUGGGGGUCCCCUGUGCAACCUCACAGAAAAGACUUGCGACAAUUUCUGCCUGGUGCUUGAGGCAAUACAGGAGAACCUGAUGGAGUACAAAGAGAUCCGAGAGGAGCUCAACACGAUCCUGGAGGAGGUGCGCUCCAUCCGUUACAACCAGGAGCAAGAAAAGGAACUGAUGCAUAGGCACACCUCCAAAAGCCUGUCCUCCCAGAGUGAUUCCUCCUUAGACAUGCGUGAGGUGGCUACCCAGCAAGACUUGAUCUCUGCACUGGUCAGCAGGGAAAAGGUUCAUGAUUCUAGCACAAAUAUGCUUAGCAAACACAAGUUCAGCUUCUAAGAAGGCAGAAUGGGAACCAAGGGACCUGCACACACAUGGGGCCAGCUGCUACAUCAUCCUGCAUCC